Messenger RNA from Dufourea novaeangliae, 1685 nucleotides. It is a transcript of the gene barc, whose product is annotated as HIV Tat-specific factor 1 homolog. Gene Ontology annotation, biological process: mRNA splicing, via spliceosome. Gene Ontology annotation, cellular component: U2 snRNP; U2-type spliceosomal complex. Gene Ontology annotation, molecular function: RNA binding. NCBI's taxonomy places the organism in Eukaryota, Metazoa, Arthropoda, Insecta, Hymenoptera, Halictidae. The record is from RefSeq and is a predicted model, not a curated record. The coding region runs from base 177 to 1592 and encodes 471 amino acids. The transcript is spliced from 7 exons.
GCGUGCGUCUGUGGUUUGCUGUCAAGAUUUGUAAACGAAUGUUUAUUUCUUUUGGUAAAAAUUAAAUCUGUGACAGUGAAAUUAAUUGUUAAGUAUGUUAGUAACGUCGUGACUAGUUAAUGGCGUUUUAAGUGGUCUUCCAUAACUUUUCAAAUGCAAUAUUAUUGACAACCAAGAUGACAGAUUGUCAAACAACAGAAACAGUUGACGAUGCUAUGAAAGAUUAUGAAUUCGAUGGUCAAUCUUACAUAUACAAGGAUCCUACAACUAAUGUAGUAUAUAGGUUCGACCAAGAGAAGAAUGAGUGGGUGGUGAAAGAAAAUAUAGAAACAAAAACAGAGGAUGAAAAUGUUGAUGCAGUCAAGAAGGAAGGAGUGUUUGGCUUUGAAAAUGAUACCCAUACAUAUACAGACCCUAAUGAUGGCAGUGUAUACUUUUGGGACAAAGAGAAGAAUGCUUGGUUCCCAAAGGUAGAUGAAGAUUUCAUGGCAAGAUAUCAAAUGAGUUAUGGAUUCACAGAUUCAAGUCAGACAGAAACAAAAUCUGUAGAACAAUCUCAGGAAGCAGCAAAAGUGGAGAAAGAGAAAAGGAAAAUCGAGGCUAAAAAGAAAGCACAGGAGCCACCAACUUGGUUUGAAGUAGAUGAAGCACAUAAUACUGCUAUUUACAUGUCUGGUCUACCAUUAGACAUCACCAUGGAGGAGCUUACAGCACUUUUCAAUAAAUGUGGCCUCAUAGCACGAGAUGAGAAAGGAAAGAACAGGAUCAAGUUAUACAAAGAUUCAAAUGGGCAACCAAAGGGCGACGCUCUCUGUAUCUACAUAAAGGUGGAAUCAGUUGAUUUGGCGUUGAAGUUACUGGACGGCUCACAGAUAGGGGGUAAAACGCUGUCUGUUCAAAGGGCGAAGUUUCAAAUGAAAGGUGACUCUUACGAUCCAGCCUUGAAACCGAAGCGGAAAAGGAAGGAUAAGGACAGACAAAAGAAAAUCCACGAAAAACUGUUCGAUUGGAGACCAGAACGUGCACUAGGUGAACCGCUGAAGCACGAAAGAGUUGUAAUUAUUAAAAAUCUCUUUUCGCCGGAGGAUUUCGACAAAGAAGUUGCCUUGUUACUCGAAUAUCAGCAAGAUAUCAGAUCCGAAUGCCUAAAAUGCGGUGAUGUCCGGAAAGUUGUUAUUUACGACAGACAUCCAGAAGGUGUUGCACAGGUGACAUUCCGUGAACCUACAGAAGCUCAAGCUUGUGUCCAGCUGUUGAACGGCCGUUGGUUCAGUCAGAGGAAAAUAUCUGCUGAAAUCUGGGAUGGGAAGAAGAAAUACAAGGUCAAUGAAACUGACGAACAAAUUGAAGCCCGAAUUGAUAAGUGGUCUAAGUAUCUUGACGACGAAGAGGAAGCGGAAGAAGAAAAGUCCCGUAAGAAGGGAAGAGAAGAGCAGAAGCCAGGUGAGGAAAAGUCAGAAACAAAAGUACCCGACCUACCUGAAACGACGAAAAAAUCGAAAAACACUGAUGAGCAACGCCUAAAAAAUGUGAGAAAGCCUAAAACGACACCAAAAGCAGAAUCAUCGUCAAAUUCUGAGGGAUCGGAUUAGAUAAUCCGAAAAUAGUAAAGAAGAAUAACAAAAUAAAAAACUUUUAAACAAGACUAACCAAGAGUAACGUUGACGAUCGCAAUUAGAAAUAUU